This is a messenger RNA of Rotaria socialis, 837 nucleotides long. Lineage: Eukaryota; Metazoa; Rotifera; Eurotatoria; Philodinida; Philodinidae. The record is from the annotation of a GenBank genome assembly.
AUGAAAGAAGCUGAAUUUCGUUUUGAUUCGCUAUCAAUACACAUGAAUUCGCUUAAAACAAAUAUUGCGGUUGCUACAGAAGACUGUAUAGAAGUUAUGAAGAAAAUAUCUUAUGACAAUCUUACUAACUCAUUUGUUGACCUAGUACCAUCUUUAAGUAAUGGAAUACCUACUAAUCUACACUACCAAAUAGACUCUUUUACAAAACUUCAUGAAUGGUUUUCUAGUGAAAAUCCUUCACAUUUUAUUAAUAUUCAUAUGAUUCAGCCUAUAACUAAUAUGCAGAUAGCACCUAACCCAUUUUUACUUUCUACAUUUGGAACAAGAAAUUAUUUACUGAAUGUAGAAACAAUAACAAAAGUAAAUUUUCAAGCAUAUAAUGACGCUGCUGAUCUACUUUCUCAUUUCAAAAUUAAAAAUGGUCUUGAUACAAAAAAGAUAACAAAUAUCAAAGUAGUCAACAACUGCAUGAAAGGUUCAUUAAUAAAAAUAAUAAGUAUUCAAGAUUAUUCUGACUUAAACGAAGAGGACGAAUCAUCAGAUUCGAAGAAUGAAUUAGAUGAAAUGUUAGGUUCAGAAAGUGAUAUUGACAGUGAAGAUCAACAAUAUGAAGCAUCAAACAUAUUUUCGGAUGGAAUAUGCGAUGAUUUAGAUGGAAUCAAAUUUUCUGAUAUGCGAGUAUUCGAUAAAGUUCGUCCCGAAUUAGAAAAAUCUUAUUUUGAAUUGAAAAUAAAUCGGAAGAAAAAAUGUAUAAACAAACAAAUUGCUUGUUCGAUUUUAACGGAAAACAAACCGGUCUUGUCAAACGAUCGUCUGGCUUGUGUAAUUCAAAAAUAG